Messenger RNA from Musca domestica (house fly), 1469 nucleotides. Its product is annotated as probable serine hydrolase. The coding region runs from base 106 to 1080 and encodes 324 amino acids. The record is from RefSeq and is a predicted model, not a curated record. The transcript has 2 exons. Lineage: Eukaryota; Metazoa; Arthropoda; Insecta; Diptera; Muscidae.
AUAUACAAAGUUGAUGAAUUACAUCUAUGUUGACAUUCCACUGCUGUGUUGGCUAAAAAGAUCACUGCUGUAUUGGAAGUAAUUGCAGUGCUCCUCUCCGUGGAGAUGACCAAGAUCUACUUAUAUUUACAACGCAAAACGUUCAGCGAGGUUCGAAUACAAGUUCCAUGGGGUUAUAUUUCAGGACGUUGGUAUGGUGACCAAAAUGAAAGGCCUAUUUUAGCUUUGCACGGUUGGCAAGAUAACUGCGGGACAUUUGCCAAAUUGGCGCCACUAAUAGCUCCAUAUCGCAGCCUACUAUGCAUUGAUUUACCCGGCCACGGACAUUCCAGUCAUUUGCCUGCGGGAAUUCUUUACCACAAUAUUGAAUAUGUUCGCGUAAUUUUACGUGUAAUGCAAACCUAUAAAUGGGAAAAAGUCAGCUUAAUGGGUCACUCGAUGGGCGGUUCGGUUUGUUUUCAUUUUGCUGCAUUUUGUCCGGAUCGUGUUGAUAUGGUCAUAAGUUUGGAUAUAAUUAAAAAUGUGUAUUGGCCAACAAGCGUCGUGCCAACAUUAUUGGCACAUGUGACUGAAAAGGCCCUCAGCGAUAAUGAACGACUUUUAAAUGCUUCUGAAAGUUCAGAACCACCAAGUUAUACAUUCAAACAAUGUGAAACUCUUCUUUAUGAGGGUUCCCAAAAGUCAGUCGAGUUGGAAAAUUGCAAAUUUAUUUUAGAACGAAACAUCUCAAAAUCGGAGCUAUAUCCAGACAAGUAUUAUUUUUCAAGAGACGGUCGUGUGAAAUAUUUGCUAGAAUUUAAUCCCAACACUGGAAUGGCUUUAGAAAUGGCAAAACGCAUUUGCAAGAAAACAAUACCUUAUUUAGUAAUCAAAGGUGGAGAGUCCACAAAUCCUAGCGCCAAAGCUAGUGAGCUCGAUGAAUAUAUGUUGGCCAACAAUAAAAACUUUGAGAGUUAUAUGUAUCCUAUGGGAACACAUCAUUUGCAUCUGAACAAUGCAAAACCAGUGGCACAAAAAAUAAUUGGAUUUUUACAAAAACAUGACAACGAAGCAUCUAAAGUCGUUCAAUCUAAAAUUUAAAUUUCUAAUUUACCAUAAUUACGAGUAGUAUUUUUGUAUAUCUUUAUUAAAUAUAUAAGUUUUAACAAUACAUGAAAAAGAUAAAAUAACAUGUACGUACAUAUGUAUAUUGCUCAGAUCAUAUUUUUUGGCAAUUUAAAGUUCGAUUUUGCAGAAAAAUUUAGUAUUGAAAUCGGUAACCAAAGUAAAUAACCUAAUAUAAAAAUUCUUUAUAAAUAUGAUGUCAUUCUACCUUUCUUAAAAAAGGAAAUCUUUGUCACGUAAGGUAGAGGAUCCUUCAUGUGAGAAAUAUUAUGCUUUAACUGCAAAAAACGUCAUUUGUAUAUAAAAUAAGAAUGAAACUUUAUGUAAAUUUGUAAAAUAGAGUAAAUAAAUGGAAAUAUACAUAA